Larimichthys crocea (large yellow croaker) is the source of this 1490-nucleotide messenger RNA. It is a transcript of the gene ltb4r, whose product is annotated as leukotriene B4 receptor. Gene Ontology annotation, cellular component: plasma membrane. Gene Ontology annotation, molecular function: complement receptor activity; leukotriene receptor activity. The record is from RefSeq and is a predicted model, not a curated record. Bases 238 to 1395 code for a protein of 385 amino acids. The transcript has 4 exons. Gene Ontology annotation, biological process: inflammatory response; positive regulation of cytosolic calcium ion concentration; phospholipase C-activating G protein-coupled receptor signaling pathway. Lineage: Eukaryota; Metazoa; Chordata; Actinopteri; Sciaenidae.
ACUGUCAGAAAGCAGAAAGGGGAGAGCCCUGGGAGUUAACAGCAGAUCAGGCGAGAGCGACAUAGAUGGAAACUGUUACACUCUGAGUGGAUUUACUGUUUCUGGCUUCGACAAAAAAAGGAAGAAGAUGUGCAAUUCGCACUCAUCUCACACCUCACAAACCACAACACAACAUAUCCUGUUUCCUGUCAGCUUCUUCUUGUCACAGCUGAGUUGUGUUCUUCAAAGGCGUCCCUGAUGGCAUCCAACAUCACCUCCACCGCCUCCCAGCACACCCCGUCUGCCCCCUUUUCUCUGCCCAUCUCACCCUCAGCUCAGGCCGGCAUCGCCAUCCUGACCCUGGCGUUCGUGCUGGGCUUCCCCGGGAACCUGUUUGUGGUUUGGUCGGUUCUGUGUCGGGUGAAGAAACGCUCAGUGACCUGUUUGUUGGUGCUCAAUCUGUCACUGGCGGAUGCCUUCGUGCUGCUCAGCGCUCCUUUUUUCCUGCGAUACUUGGCCGGAGGCCGGGGUUGGGAAUUUGGCUCAGCGGCAUGCAAGCUGGUGCAUUACCUGUCAAAUGUGAACAUGUACGUGUCCAUUUACCUCAUCUGCCUGAUGAGCAUAGAUCGCUGGCUGGCCGUUACAAGGCCUUUCAUGUCACAGAGAAUCAGAACCAAGCGCUCCCUGUUGUGUCUCCUGCUGGGAGUCUGGGUGUUAGCAUUCAUCCUGUCUCUGCCGAUGCCUUUCUACCGCAGCAAUCUGAAGAAGACACUGGCGUACAACGUCACCUUGAGCUUUUGCGUUCCAUACCAUUGGGGUAGUGCGGGUCACAAGGUCUUCCAGUACCUGUUUGAGACCUUCAUGGGCUGCCUGGUGCCUUUCUUCCUCAUCAACACCUGUUACUGCUACGUCAUCUGCCGCCUGCGGAGCGCCAAGUUCCAGCGCAAAGCGCAAGGCAGCCGCCUCAUCCUGAUGAUCAUCUGUGCCUUCGCGGUUUUCUGGCUUCCCUAUCACAUCGUCAACAUCGUAGAGGUGGCCGGUUUGUUGCAUGGCAGUGAGUCAGUGAUCAAGGCCGCUCUUACAGCCCGUCCAAACGUCACAGCCUUCGCCUACUUCAGCAGCGCGGUCAACCCCAUCCUCUACGUGUUUGCCGGCAGCUCCCACAUCCGACACGCCGGCCUCAGCUUCAUGGGCAAGCUCUUUGAGGCCACCAACUCGGAGAGCAGGACCACGUCUACGUUCGCUCGUAGCGGCCGCAGUAGCUCUUCACCGGAUGAGAGCAAUGUCCUGCAAACUCUGUCGGUCAAACUGGGGAGGCCUUUCAAAAGCAAGAACAAGGACAGCAGCGGCGUGGCGGGCAAAGGGGUCGACGAACCCGAACUCAAAACUUUGGCUACCACUGAGCCGAUAGAGUAACGCUUAAGCUAUGCUCCAAACACAAGGUCAUUUUCUGUGUAUUACUUUUCUUUUUUAAAUAAGACCCAGAGUAUUUUUGUAUUUUUAUUAGUUAU